Messenger RNA from Exserohilum turcica Et28A, 1191 nucleotides. RefSeq lists its product as uncharacterized. The record is from RefSeq and is a predicted model, not a curated record. The transcript is spliced from 2 exons. Bases 1 to 1191 code for a protein of 396 amino acids. NCBI's taxonomy places the organism in Eukaryota, Fungi, Ascomycota, Dothideomycetes, Pleosporales, Pleosporaceae.
AUGGAUCUAGAGAGUCCUUCAAACUUCUUUGGGAGUUUGACGGAAAAAUACCUUGUACGCUACAACACCUCACCUCUGGUCUCCAUUGAGUGUACGGCUUUUAAGCAUCUCUAUGAAUCCAACCUGCAUAACCGAGCCUGGGUUUUUCAAGAACGCAUCCUCUCCCCACGUGUAGUGCAUUUCGAUCGUACCACUGUCUUCUGGGAGUGCAGUGAGCUUACUGCAUCAGACACAUACCCAAACAUCGGAGGUGGUCUUCUCGCGCCCCACCUUGGCUUCGACGGUAUGCCAAAAUGGCACAGAAACAUGCAAAGCCCUCGCCACGCAUUCAUAGCUUCUGAAGCGGAUAGUGACUACGAGCACUGCUGGACCCACCUCGCAGAGGAUUUCCAACAUCUAGGAAUUACGAAGGACGAAGACACGUUUCCCGCCAUGUCUGCGAUAGCACGUCUGGUCAAUGAAACAUACCUCCACCAGCGGUAUAUCGCCGGUAUGUUCCAAGAACAGCUGCCAGCAGCUCUCUUGUGGAAGAAAGCCUCACUACAUCAGCCUCCGCGACGCCGUGGACCAGGUUACAUUGCACCUUCGUGGUCAUGGGCAUCAGUGCAAGCUAGACAGACCGAACUCUCCCUCCAUUGGCACUUUAGAUACAAGUCGCUGAGGGAGGUGGAAUGUGUUGCGGAUAUUCUUCACAUUGACUUGCGUAAUAAGAAAGGCGAUGAUGAAUAUGGGCGCUUGGAGUUGGCAGCCCUUGCUAUUCGAGGCCAGAUCAGACUGACGUCGCUCGAGGAAGUCUACGGUAGCACUAUUCGACUCGGUAAUCGACGUUGCACUGAUGACAGAAUAAAGAGACUCUGCAUACCAUGGGGUGACAUACCUGAUUGCGGUUCGGUCAUGGUAAGCUGGGACACUGGAGAGUCUCCUGAGCAUGGUCAGAUUUCGCUUUUCUGCAUUUAUGCCGUGGAAAGUGACACCAGCUACACUCGACAAGGGCUGGUGCUUGAGCGAACUACAGAGCUGGACAUCGAGAUCCUUUCAAAGUUGAGGCAAUCUAAUCAGACUGGUCUUGUGUUACGACCAGACUUCUCAAACUGUUUCAAACGACUAGGCAUUUUUGAGAUAGAACUUACGAAGCCUAAUAGGCCUAGUCUUAUCUGGACAGAACCAGAAACGUCAGUAGUUAUCAUAUGA